GGACACAAAUGGGUUAACUGUACAGCAAACCUGACUUUAAAAAAAAGCUUGAGGGGACUGGCAGACUUUCCAUUCAGCACACAAACAACUGCACAAGGUUCAGUCAUUCAGCUUUUCACAGCCUGUUCAUUCGGAAACAAAGACCUCCUGGAUGCAAGGUAAGUACUGGAAAACGACAAAAUGUAACUGCAUUUUUGUGACUGCGUGACUUUGAAAUAACAACUGGUUGUCUGUGUUGAAUUGGUGUUUCUUUACUUCUCACAGCUGGAAUGCACACCAUUGUGUUGUUAGUGCUGUGGGUAGUGGGAACAUCAUUGGUGUUGCCAGACCCCGACACAGCAGGAGCAGAGAAAGUGGUCGAAGAGCCUAUUCCAUGUUCUAAAGGAUGCACCUGUUUCCAUGAUGACUACAGUUUGGAGCUCAACAUGUACUGCAGUACUCGGAACUUCACGCAAGUCCCACCAGACAUGCCCACAACAACCCACUCGCUCUGGUUAGACGGCAACUUGUUUACCACGCUACCUGCAUCAUCCUUCAAGGAUCUGUCCAACCUGGACUUUUUGAAUCUCCAGAGCGGCCAGCUGGUAACGAUUGACCCUCAGGCUUUCAAAGGACUUCGGUCACUUGCACACAUCCACCUGGAGCGUAAUCGCCUGAGGACAUUACCGGGUACAAUCUUCCAGAACACACCUUACCUUGCAUCGCUGAGUUUGCAUAACAACCAGCUCUCUCGUAUUGAGGACAGACUGUUUGCAGGACUCUCGCACAUGUGGCUUCUCAACCUAGGCUGGAACUCAAUCGCUGUUCUUCCUGAGACGGUUUUCCAGGACCUACAUGGUCUACGUGAGCUCAUUCUUGCAGGAAACCGUCUUGCCUACUUGCAGCCACAGCUUUUCCAAAGUCUUGUUGAGCUCAAAGAGUUGGAUCUGACUGGAAAUUACCUCAGGGUCAUCAAAGCAAAUGUGUUUCUUAAACUCACUAAACUGCAAAAGCUCUACCUUGCCCAGAACCAGAUUGUGACCGUGGUGCCAAGAGCGUUCGGUGGCAUGAAGUCACUCAGAUGGCUGGAUCUCACCAACAACAGACUGACUUCUCUUCAUGAUGACACCUUCUUGGGUUUGCACAGUCUUCAUGUUCUGCGCCUUUCCAACAACUCCAUCACCGGAAUCAGACCCAGGACUUUCCGAGAUCUGCAGUACUUGGAAGAGCUACGACUCAGCUACAACAGAAUUCGAGCCUUGGGGGAAAGGAUCUUUGAAGGACUUGGUCAUCUGGAGGUUCUAGAGCUUGAGCACAAUCAAGUUCAAGAAGCCCAAAUGGGUAGUUUCACAGGCCUCUCUCAUGUUGCUGUCAUCAAUCUGUCUGGGAGCUGCUUUCAGAGUCUGCCAGACCAAGUGUUCAAAGGUCUGUCCAAGCUCCACAGCCUCCAUCUUGACAGAGGUUGCCUAACAAGGAUCACAACUCACGCUUUCACUGGACUCUCGGGUCUGCGGAGGAUUUUCUUGCAGCACAACAACAUCUCAGUGGUGGAACGGCAGAGCUUUGUGGACCUAGUGGGCCUACUGGGACUGGACCUACGCUACAACAAGUUGGAGGUUCUCACACCUUAUACAUUCUCAGGCCUUCAGAAUUUGGAGUACUUGCUGUUGUCCAACAAUGAAUGUCGACAGUUUUUGCAGAACGGCACCAGGCAGCUACUUCCAAGACUACGCUAUCUGGACCUGAGGGAGAAUGUCUUAACAAGCAUGGUCCCUGAUUUUCCAGAGAGCAUGGAAAAGCUGUUGCUGUCUGGGAAUCGUUGGAAAUGUGACUGCGGUGUCUUGCCACUUAGAAACUACAGCCUAAGAAAUCCAUCAGUGAUACCUCGCCAAGUGGAGACCCAUGCAGAGGGUGAGGAACCUGACACAACAAUCACCAUAUACAACAACAUCACAUGCACCAGCCCACCACGUCUAGCUGGUCAAGACCUGCGGGACAUUGAUAAUGAACACUUCCAAAGCUGCUGAGGAAAUAUGCAUCGAUGUGUUUGUGUCAAAGAGAAUAUUUUUGUUUACUUCUUAUAGUUUGAACAAUUUAGAUUUAUUUUGAUUUAAGGAUUUUGAACAUAAAUAAAGUAGGUUGUCAUCAAUGAAACUCUUUCAUGAGGCACUUUUUUAUGUUGUGGGUGGUGUAAAACAUAUCUCUUUCUCUCUUGAUGUCGAUUCAGUUUUUUGUUCUACAUAUCCAGAUAAAUCCUUUUCAGAUCAGAUUUGAAGAUAAACUUUCUGUGAACAGACCAAGAAGGUUUUUUUUUGUGUCUUUUUAGAGUCAUAUUUGUAUGCUGUAACGUCUAAUUUUUGUCAAAUAAUUGUAAAGUGUGGGCUCUCUGUGGAAGGAAUUUAACAUUUAACUCUCAAAUAGUUUGAGAUAUUUUCCUCCUUAUAUUUGAGUGUAAAAUGUUUGCCACAUUGUAAUGAUGUUUUAUGGUUUCUAUUUAGAGACACAGUUCCACAGGAUAUUGUAAAGUAGUUAAAAUUGAAGUGUGAAGCAUUUAAAACAAUGCUUCUCAGAGUGUGUGGUGUGCCCUGCAGGUGGGGAAUGGAGACAUGGCAGGUGGGAUGUGAAAACUCCUCUUAAAUGCCUUUCUGUAUUUUCAAUAAAUACAGUACAUUCACUGUAAAUGAAUUACCCACACACAAAAUAAUAAUAAAUAGCCUACAUGUAGCUGAAAUUAAAAGAUCCAUAAAUUAUUAGACAACAUUAGGUAGGGAGAAAAACGUAAUGUGGAACUAAAGUGCAAAAAUAACGAUUUACUUUGAAACAUGAUGUUCCUUGUUUCUUGUUAGUUCAAUCAAUUUGACGAUGUGUAAGUUGUCAGGAUUUUUGUUUGGGCAAUGGGCGCAACUGGAGCUUGAAAAUUCCGCUUUGUUCAACCAAUAUUAGUUUUUUUGGACUGACCAAAAAAGUUUGAGAACCACUCAUUUAAAACAAGUAUGGGCUAAAAACACAAGAUAGGACAGCAGCAGAUGGGAAACCAUUAAACAGUAAUAGCGAAAUUACUUUUGGUGUUCAAGUAUCCUCAACAAUAACAUUUCACAGCUGUAGAGUAGCAAAUAAGCCAGGGGCAAUAAAUACGCUUCCGUUGAUCAUUUACAAGACUUGAGGGUGAACAAACAUUAAAAGUCAGAAUGAAAUGUUUGUCCAACUCGUACAAUGAAAUCUCUGAAACAGGUUAUGUUGUGUGAACUGUUGAGUGUAAUGAAGUUGUCUCUGGAAAAAUAAACUACACACAAAGUGUUUAAAUGGCAG
Molecule: messenger RNA, 3288 nt
Organism: Xyrichtys novacula (pearly razorfish)
Lineage: Eukaryota; Metazoa; Chordata; Actinopteri; Labriformes; Labridae
Source: the annotation of a GenBank genome assembly